AUGCAGCGCUUCCACUCAGACUUCUUUUACAGGGGCGAACGAUUCUUCUAUCCCAGGCCAGUCACUGGUCAGAGCACUCGUCCUACCUAUGAUUGCAAAUGCGGUGAGAGAUAUGGCUCCCGAAAGGCCUUAAUACAUCACACCAUACAAAAUCAUGAUGCUGACGUACCAUGCUUUGCUUGCAAUCAGACAAUAGCAUCUCUCUCGCAAUUGAUGGAGCAUAUCAAAACAGAACACGAAAAAGCUCUAAUUGUAUGUGUCUACUGUAAGUCUGUUUUCGGAAAAGCCAACGACAUGACCGAAAACCAAUGGAAGCGGCUCAAAACACAUAUGUAUGGAGAACUUGUGUACGCAAAGCUAGCCGAGAUGGAGGACGACUAA
Molecule: messenger RNA, 381 nt
Organism: Cooperia oncophora
Lineage: Eukaryota; Metazoa; Nematoda; Chromadorea; Rhabditida; Trichostrongylidae
Source: the annotation of a GenBank genome assembly